Messenger RNA from Amphiprion ocellaris (clown anemonefish), 1733 nucleotides. RefSeq names its product transcriptional activator Myb-like. Gene Ontology annotation, biological process: regulation of DNA-templated transcription. Gene Ontology annotation, cellular component: nucleus. The record is from RefSeq and is a predicted model, not a curated record. The transcript has 2 exons. NCBI's taxonomy places the organism in Eukaryota, Metazoa, Chordata, Actinopteri, Pomacentridae. The coding region runs from base 470 to 1408 and encodes 312 amino acids. Gene Ontology annotation, molecular function: DNA-binding transcription factor activity, RNA polymerase II-specific; RNA polymerase II cis-regulatory region sequence-specific DNA binding.
ACAAUCAAACCAAGUGUUUCUCAGAGGUCUUAAUGAUGAAGUGUUAACAGACUACCUGCCAUCAAAAAUAAAGUCAUUUAAAAUAUAUUAACCAAUAAGGCAGAGGACGGACGACAUGAUGUCAGAAGUGUAUUGUAGAUUAGCUGCAGUGCAUGGAUGUUCCACCAGGUGGAGCCUCUUAGUGUUGAGUGAUAGGGAGUUACAGGUGUUUGCUGAUUCAUUGAAUGAGUGCUGCUCCUGGUAAUGUGUUAAUUUACAGGUUGUGGUCUACAGGUUGCAGGUAUGAAGCUGGUAAACAGUGAUGACGGCUCCAUGGACUCCUGGAACAACAGCAGUGAGACAGGAGCUCUGAUCUUCUCCCCCUCUGAGUUCUUCAGCCUGUGUGCUGCUGAGGAUCUGAAGCUGCAUCGUCCAGCUCUCACCUCCACCCCCAUCUGUUGCCUCAAACACCUGAACAGCACCCACCUGGAUGACAACCUGCACUGCAGCCUCAGCUCCCAGUAGGUCCAGUACCACUGCAGCCUCAGCUCCCAGUAGGUCCAGUACCACUGCAGCCUCAGCUCCCAGUAGGUCCAGUACCACUGCAGCCUCAGCUCCCAGUAGGUCCAGUAACACUGCAGCUCCCAGUAGGUCCAGUACCACUGCAACCUCAGCUCCCCGUAGGUCCAGUAACACUGCAGCUCCCAGUAGGUCCAGUACCGCUGCAGCCUCAGCUCCCAGUAGGUCCAGUACCACUGCAGCGUCAGCUCCCAGUAGGUCCAGUACCACUGCAGCCUCAGCUCCCAGUAGGUCCAAUAACACUGCAGCCUCAGCUGUCCGUAGGUCCAGUAGCACUGCAGCUCCCAGUAGGUCCAGUAGCACUGCAGCUCCCAGUAGGUCCAGUAACACUGCAGCUCCCCGUAGGUCCAGUACCACUGCAGCCUCAGCUCCCUGUAGGUCCAGUAACACUGCAGCUCCCAGUAGGUCCAGUAGCACUGCAGCUCCCCGUAGGUCCAGUAACACUGCAGCUCCCCGUGGGUCCAGUAACACUGCAGCUCCCAGUAGGUCCAGUAACACUGCAGCUCCCCGUAGGUCCAGUACCACUGCAGCCUCAGCUCCCUGUAGGUCCAGUAACACUGCAGCUCCCAGUAGGUCCAGUAGCACUGCAGCUCCCUGUAGGUCCAGUGACACUGCAGCUCCCCGUGGGUCCAGUAACACUGCAGCUCCCCGUAGGUCCAGUAACACUGCAGCUCCCAGUAGGUCCAGUAACACUGCAGCUCCCAGUAGGUCCAGUAACACUGCAGCUCCCAGUAGGUCCAGUAACACUGCAGCUCCCAGUAAGUUUUCUGAGCAGAUCAUCUGUGGAUUCUAUGUUCUCCCUAUGUUCCUCCUACAGUCAGUUGUUUGUUUUGGUCAGAACCGGUUGUAGCAGAUUGAAGGUCCAUUUCUUACCUGAUACCAGAAUCUUCUAGAGCGGUUCACUCUGGUGAAAUCAGUUUGUAAUAUUUUCAUAUUGCAGUUCUGGUAAUAGAGCUUCUGGAUGUGAAACAGAGACAGUUCUACCAUGUCAUUUAGCAGACACUUUUAUCUGAGAGUAGAUGUACAUGUUUACAUGUUUUAUUGGCUGGAAUCAAAUGUGUGUUAAAUGAUCCUUCCAUGGUCUCUAGUAGGUUUGACCAACCACCUACCAACAUGUUGAUGUUAGCCUUAAAGUUCACCCCCAAUGACCUUCUAAGGUUUUCUCGGGUGGAUUA